Macroventuria anomochaeta is the source of this 1046-nucleotide messenger RNA. Its product is annotated as ubiquitin-conjugating enzyme E2 15. The coding region runs from base 393 to 902 and encodes 169 amino acids. The transcript has 3 exons. Lineage: Eukaryota; Fungi; Ascomycota; Dothideomycetes; Pleosporales; Didymellaceae. The record is from RefSeq and is a predicted model, not a curated record. Gene Ontology annotation, cellular component: cytosol; endoplasmic reticulum.
AUUUUUAUACCCACGCCGCUCUAAAGUCUCUGCGAAACUGCACACAUUCGGUCGCUGUCGCCUCAAUCUGCUACAGAAUUGCUAUCUAUCCAUUGAGACCCCUGCCAAACGCCCGCCAUUGCUAGGACAGCCCCACCAUCGCCUCGGUCGCCUUUGACGUGCACACAGCAACGCGCCUGAACCGCCAGCACCUUAUAUACGCUGUCGCCGCACAUAUAAAGGCCUCACGUGCUCCGUCGACCAACGCCUAUCAUCGCAACGCUCCGCGGUUGCCUCUCGACAAAACCUGCCCCACUCUGCGCUCGUCUUUAAUCGACCCCACCUUGUCCUCAUUCAAGCUUCAUACAAGCUUCGCUCGAUACACAAGCACACGACCAGCACAACAUACAAAGAUGGCUUCUACAUCAGCUGCAGCAGGACUGCUGUCUCGCCAGCUCAAGCAAAUGCAAAAUGACAAGAGCAUAUCAGGCAUCAGCUGCGGUCUGGCGGACAACAAUGUCUUCGAGUGGGAAGUCAUGCUGAUGAUCGACGACGACACAAAGUUCUACGGAGGUGGUUUCUUCCGCGCACGACUGAACUUCCCUCCCGAAUAUCCACUGCUACCACCGAAAAUGCGCUUCGAGACACCCAUCUUCCACCCAAACAUCUACCAGAACGGCGAGGUCUGCAUCUCGAUCCUGCACCCACCCGAAGAAGAUAAGUACGGCUACGAGUCAGCUGCAGAGCGCUGGUCACCCGUCCAGACACCCGAGACCAUCCUACUAUCCGUCAUUUCGAUGCUGUCGAGUCCGAACGACGAGUCACCGGCCAAUGUCGAGGCCGCAGCGCUGUGGCGGGAGAACACACCCGAGUUUAAGAAGCGCGUGAGGAAGUGUGUGCGAGACAGCCUGGAAUUCGAGUAGAUUGACUGCCUCAGUGGUAUGGGACAAGAGGACUGAGAAGAGAAGACAAGGAGUGCAGAGCGGGCACACGAACACAUUUGGCAUCUCUGAUUACUUGAUCGUUCAGGCGUGCAUGGUGGGACUUUAGGCAUGGUUUGCUUAGCG